Messenger RNA from Brettanomyces bruxellensis, 501 nucleotides. RefSeq lists its product as uncharacterized. Bases 1 to 501 code for a protein of 166 amino acids. The record is from RefSeq and is a predicted model, not a curated record. Lineage: Eukaryota; Fungi; Ascomycota; Pichiomycetes; Pichiales; Pichiaceae. Gene Ontology annotation, biological process: mitochondrial electron transport, NADH to ubiquinone. The transcript has a single exon.
AUGUUCAGAACCUGCUUCAUCAAACUAAAUCAAAUAACAUCUAGGCGAUUUCUUCAGACUUCUGCCGAAAGCGCAACAAAGACAGCUGCCCAGGCUUCCAAGACAAUAUCUGAAACUCCUGUUUCUACAAAAAAAGGUGCAAGAGGAGAAUUGGAAACAGCAAGAGAGCAGAUCCCAAUUAUUCCCGAGGGCCACUUUUCCCAGGCUCCAAAUAGAGAUUCAACAUGGUCUCCAUCGCAGAUUUCCAGAGAAGAAGUCUAUAAAAAUAAUGUCAGGUUUGUGGGCAGAGAUUUGAGCAAACAGCCUUUUGCAGAAGCUGCCAUAGAAUUAACGAAGAUGCAACCCAUCCAUUAUGUGAGCUCUGAUAUUGCCGUUUGUCAGGGUACUACAAGUCUGCUGGGCCACCCUAAGGUGUACAUCAAUCUAGAUAAAGAUAUGGUGGGACAUUGUGGAUAUUGUGGUGCAAAGUAUGCCAGAGAGGAAUUGAAGGGUAAGCUGUGA